GCUUCCGGGUUAGUUUUAAAAAAAAAUCUCUGUAACGGGUAUGGAUUGAUAGGUUAGAAUUCUGUAGGUUAAUUGUAAAUAAUAUUUUAUUAGCUAAUGGAUGAAAUGUCUUCCCCGGUCCCAGCUGUAGUCUCUCUGUUACCGACAGAGGUAGCUGCUUCUACCUCUCCGAGUCCCAGCGCCACAAAAGGCCAAGCGCCCACUCCUGCGUCCCAGGCUCGGUGUAAGAAGCGGCCGCUCAGUCCUGCUACUAGUCUCGGCCCGACCUCAGCCAGCAACAGCAAGAAGAAGAAACUGUCUUUCACCUCUUCCGCCGUGCAGUCUCAGCCACAGGUAGUGACAGCAGAUUCAUCUGGAGAGAAUAAAUCAAUGACCUCUGACUCAAGCACAGUGGCAGUGGAGUCCACAGUCAAGCCAGUGCCAUUCAAAGACCAGAGCUUUGUGCACUCGGGUAUCGGUGGCGCAGCGGCCGGAAAGAAGAACAGGACAUGGAAGAACCUGAAGCAGAUCCUGGCUGCCGAGAGGGCGUUACCAUGGCAACUGAAUGAUCCAAACUACUGUAAUAUAGAUGCCCCUCCUUCCUUCAAGCCAGCUCGGAAGUACUCUGAUAUUUCUGGACUCCCGGCAAAUUACACUGACCCACAGACCAAGCUGAGGUUCAGCUCCACAGAGGAGUUCUCCUACCUUCGCAUGUUGCCUACAGAUGUAGUGACAGGGUACCUGGCCCUGCGCAAAGCCACCUGCAUCGUGCCCUGAGUGGACAGGAGGGGGCCAGCAUGUGGCAAGGAAGACCUCAGCACUGCUGUAUGAGAGCUAUGCAGCACACAAUAAAGGAUUACUGUUGGCAUAUGCCUGAAAGUGGAAAGAAGCUCAGUGCACCCACUGAUUGUUGAUUAAAGAAUAAUUUUGAUUCGGUUUGAGCUGAAACAAGGAAGGCCUGCAUGUGUAAAGUAUGCAUGGAUUUUGCUUCUCUGAUCAUGCUUGCAUUCAAGCCCAGCACUUGAGUGAAAUGAAGAGGCUUGUCCACUCAAAGCAGGCAUAGGAGUACAGAUAUCUUCUGCAGCUUUAGUAGCGUGCUGACUGCAUACCAGCACAGCACUCAACACACAGGGACUGUGUGCACGCUGCAAGGCCUGAUUUACUUUGGGCUUUUAGAGUUGGCUUAUAGGCUCUCUAUAUCACUCAUCCCCCAAAGUAUUGCCCAGUUAUAUAGAAGCGGAGAUUGUAGGCAUUUGCGAUGCAACACGUAAUAUUUUCCUCAUUCAAUCUGAAACACCCUGUUGAGACCAGUGCAGUUCUUACACCCCAAAAUGUUUUGUUUUGCCUGUGUUGCUAUACCGCUGCUUCCCUUGCUUUCUUCUUACUUGAGGGCUUUUGAAGCUGGCCUGUUUGAAGUAGAAAUAUCAAGCCAGUGCGAAUGUUGUGCAGCGUGCUGUGCUUGUCAUCUACCAAAUCGGUAUGAAUUUAUUAUUACCUGUACACAACAUAUUCUCAAAUACACACGGCACUUGCUUAAAAAAAAAAGUGUGACGGAAUAGCCUGAAGUUAAGAAUUCAGUUUUGAUUGUUUUUUUAUUCUGUGAAUUUGAAGUCUUAACCGCAACUGCGGUGUGAAAGAUGUUAAUAUGCAGUGAUGCUUGAAUGAAAGGUGCUUCUUAUAAAGUGUUUCCUUGGUUUUAGGCAAGAAACUUGCAGAGCAAAACAGCUUAUCUGGGGAUGGCAGCUGGACUGGGAAACGUGUAGAGCUUUGUGUGACCUUGGUGCUCACAGACUGGCUGACAUUUCGGGGUGUACCUGCUGGAUACCUGAAGCGAGAGAUGCAAAUUAGCAUGCCUUAUGAAAAGGACAGAUCUCUCUGUAACCUUAUAAUUUGUUUUGUAUAGAGCAAUGCCUCCAAACGUUUUAACUUGUAAUUGGAAACUGUUAGUACUCUCUACGUCUGUAAAUUAAUUAUACAUCGAUUUCAAUCCUGAAUCAUAAAGUUUACAAAGGCAGGAAGAAACUGUGUGGGUGGAAAGUUUUCUGCCUUUGGAGAAAAAGUGUCUAAACCUGUUUUUUCAGAUGCACUUUUCAUGUACUGUGUGGGUGAAAAUAUUUAUUUUCUGGGUCACUUCAGACUGUGGUGUUGUCUAAUUUAAACUAAUGCUAAUUUCUCUUUAAUAAGUAAAAUCUUAAGAAAAGACCUGGAAGCCAAAGCACAAUAAAAAUGUUUGGAGCAGCAAUCUGACAUUGUCUGCAUUAGACUUUAAUUGUGCAGUUUCUCCUGUUUAGCCAAGAAAAGGUAAACAUUCUUUCACUAAUGAUUAAAUCAUUCCUCUAACUGAAUGCCUUUUUUAAGGUGUUUUUUUUUCCAUGAUGUACUGUUUCAAGCAGGAUUGCAUAACAUUAGAGGGGUGUUAAUUUGAUUGCCUCUUUUUUUGGAAUGAUCUCAUUUAUGCAAAUUAAAGUCCUUCUUGUCACUUUCUUCCCGGA
Lepisosteus oculatus (spotted gar) is the source of this 2471-nucleotide messenger RNA. It is a transcript of the gene ino80c, whose product is annotated as INO80 complex subunit C. The record is from RefSeq and is a predicted model, not a curated record. Gene Ontology annotation, cellular component: Ino80 complex. NCBI's taxonomy places the organism in Eukaryota, Metazoa, Chordata, Actinopteri, Semionotiformes, Lepisosteidae. Gene Ontology annotation, biological process: chromatin remodeling.